CCCACACGUUAACCUCCAUCACAUGAGCUAAGCUCCGAGAUCCUGUCAACCAAGACACCUUUCGACCGGUUUGGUCUUACUUCUCCGCUUGUCCCCGUCUCUAGCGACCUCUCUUAUUCCCUCAAGCCUUGGCCCCUCAGAAUGGCACCCGCACGUCAAGCGCCAUUCAUAUCAAAGUGGUCCUUAAAAGCUCAGGAUCACAACGCCACUCGAGUUCGCGAUAACCAGCGUCGUCACCGCGCGCGCGUCAAAGCCCGCAUUGAAUCCCUAGAGACGGAGUUGACGCAGUCUCGACAAGAGUUGCGCAUAGCACUGGCUCGAAUCGAGGAGCUGGAGGCACUGGUUGCCGCCCGAGAUUCCGCCGCAUAUGCCAUGAGCAGCCGUUUCAAUGACUCUGCGCCGGAACCAUUCAGCCGAUCGGAUCAAGCGAUCAUUGAACAACCGUUGCCAGCCGAAGAACCCAGACUCUUGGGCGGCGGGCUGGACAAACAAGGAUGCUGUCACCGUCUUUCCAAACCCGUCAAUCAGCCCUCGGGACAGCAGCAUUAUCACCGAAGCCCGGCACCGUUACCUGUCACCAGAGCCUUAACCGAAGAUCCAACCGCACCAUCUUCAAUUCCUGCAGAUCAAACUGCCGCCAACCCCGUCGUUUUCCCUCUCAUUGCGCAGUAUGACCACGACGGUCGACUCCCCCUCGUCGCGCCUGGCGAGUCCACCACCCUAUGCCGGGUGGCAUAUGAGAUUAUUGCUCAGCAAAACAUGGCCGGCAUAGAAAUGUCUGACGUGGAACAAUGGCUGUGGCCAGGAUUUCGGCGGGCGACAAAGCAGGGCGAGGGGUGCAGAGUUGAUACCAAGGUUCUGUAUGCAUUAAUCGAUUACAUGAGCCCCUUAUGAGGUGACAUUUCGAACAAAUAAACAAGGCGGCUCUAUUACUGUUUGUACAGCGAAUAUCUCGUGACUCAUAACUAACUACCGUCGCUCGCUUGCGACCCAUGGUUUGAGUAGCGCUUUCAAGCAACCCUCUAGAAAUCAACGCCACCAGGUGGCCUGCGUAUUAGAAUAUCAGAGUCUCUGUGACGCAAACUUCUCCACAAUGCCGCUAAAAAUCCGCUAGCAAUGAUAUACGAUAGACCUGCGAAGGUCUGGGGGUACAGAUAGGUUCUCGGGGCUGGUAACUCCUGGAGCAGUAAAGCUAUGACUUCGGCGG
Molecule: messenger RNA, 1207 nt
Organism: Fusarium oxysporum Fo47
Lineage: Eukaryota; Fungi; Ascomycota; Sordariomycetes; Hypocreales; Nectriaceae
Product: bZIP transcription factor
Exons: 1
Coding region: 142-894 (250 amino acids)
Source: RefSeq, a predicted model, not a curated record